AAAAAAAAGAAAGAAAGAAAGAAAGAAAAAAAAAAACCUCCCGUGCAUCGGAAUGGUAAACCGAGAAUGUGCGUGGAGGAGGACCCUGGUACGCUGUGGAGUAGCUGAAGUUGAUGAAGAGAUUAUUGAAUAUAAACACUCACAUGUGAACUUGUUCAUCGUGAAUCAAAGUGUUCAUAGGUCUCCGUUAUCUGUGGGGCAGCUCGGCUCUGACUGACUGAUGGAAAUAGAGAAGAAGAAAAACGGGAAAUCUCGUUCAGGCAGAACCGCCACGCACUGGCAGGAGAACAUUUAAUACUUCUUUUUCUCUUUCGGGUGAGAUGUAGUUUGGCGUCGUUUGGUGGACCAUGUAGUAAGUGUUCGUGCUUGCAUGUAGCAUGAUAUUGAGUCCGAUAUGUCUAAUGUGAAGCCAAGUAAAAGCGUGGAAUGGCUGCAACUCGAGUUAGAGUCCGGAGGCACUUCGCUGCUCCUGCUGGACUGCCGUUCACACGAGCUUUAUGAAUCAUCCCAUAUAGAGACCGCCAUCAACCUGGCCAUACCGGGGCUGAUGCUCCGGAGGUUCAAAAAGGGCAAUAUACCUAUCCGGACUAUCAUCCCCAACCACGAGGAUAAAGAGAAGUUCAUAAGACGGUGCAAGACGGACACGGUCGUCCUGUACGAUGAGUGCACAGUGAACGGACAGGAGUGUGGAGCUCCGGCGUCGGUUUUGGGUCUACUUCUUCAGAAACUAUGGGAAGACGGCUGUAAGGCAUAUUACCUGGACGGUGGAUUUGUGAAGUUCCACACAGAGUACCCAGAACACUGUGAGACCCUCCUAGACAGUUCCUGCCCCAGCUCCUCUCCUCCGCUGUCUGUUCUGGGUUUUGGAAAUCUCCGGAUCAGCUCAGAUUGUUCCGAUGGGGAGUCUGAUCGAGAGCCGACCAGUGCCACGGAGUCUGAGGAGAGCCCCAUCCCCAGCAACCAGCCUGCCUUCCCUGUCGAGAUCUUACCCUACCUUUACCUGGGCUGCGCCAAAGACUCCACCAACCUCGACGUGCUGGGCCAGUACAACAUCAAGUACAUCCUAAACGUCACACCCAAUCUCCCCAACAUGUUUGAGCAUGACGGCCACUUCAGGUACAAACAGAUUCCCAUUUCGGACCACUGGAGUGAGAACCUGUCCCAGUUUUUCCCAGAGGCCAUAUCAUUUAUAGAUGAGGCUCGGUCUAAGCAGUGCGGCAUCCUGGUGCACUGCCUGGCCGGCAUCAGUCGCUCAGUCACCGUCACCGUGGCUUACCUGAUGCAGAGACUCAACCUCUCUCUCAACGACGCUUAUGACUUUGUCAAGAGGAAGAAGUCCAACAUUUCCCCAAACUUCAACUUCAUGGGUCAGCUCCUGGACUUUGAGAGGACACUGGGGCUGCACAGUCCCUGUGAUAACCGUUCCACCAGCAAGGAGCAGCUCUUCUUCACCACACCAACCAACCACAACGUCUUCCAGCUGGACACGCUGAAGUCAACAUGAGGACUGAUUGGAUUUUUUUUUUUUUUAACUGUUUCCUGUGGUGUCUCUGAAGGUUCUCAGAGCCUGUCAGUUGCCUAACUAGCUGACACAAGCAGUAAGUCAGUACAGUAUUUCUGCACCAAAAGGAACUACACUGAUCUUUUAAAGGAACAGAGCCUGUAAGAAGACACUAUUAGAUCCAGUCUCAAUGCCUUAAUACCUAACAAAAGGAUGAAUUUUGCUAUCACACCACAGCCUACAUGGCAUUAAUCAAUGGUCACGUACAGCCAUAACAGCAGGACAUUUCAAAAAUUUCUAUUAAAUCUAUGAUUGUCAUUUUACUGUUAUUUCUUAUUCACCAGCUGUAAAGUGGAUGUUUAUGUAUGUUUAUCAGUUAUGAUUAUUGCCUUGAUGGUCUAAAAGGAGUCUUUGGCCAAGCAGUGUGUUCUCUAGGGACCAAUCCGAGAUGUUUUGAUGGCUCUCUAGUCGAGGGAAAUAAGCUACUACAGUGAUCCGGCCUUGAAUUGUUGUCCAGUUUUUCUUCAGAUGACUAUUGGCAGCUCUCUUGCAACAGAAAGAGUUUAUCAUAGGAAGCAUUUUAUUUUCUCACGCUUUCACUCCGAAUACCUUCACUAAUAUCUGGUGAACACCAUGAUAUUAAAUUGUUGUUUUUUUUUAAAAUCCAAGAACAAACAGCCACAACAAGUCAAAACAUAGAAUACUUCAGUAACGUUCCUGUACAUUCUGUUGCUUAUAACUGCAUUAUUUGCAUGUAAUUAUGUUCUAGCAAGGACCUUGUUUUAUAAUCUUGAGGUGAUGUGGCCUCUUGUUGCCGAGGCCCUGACCAUACCUUAACAUGAAAUCGAACUAUAUGUCAGUUACCAGGUCGAGGUAUAGUGUAUAGGAAUGGCUUUUGCCACGACUGAAAGGAACAAAUGUGCAAGUGAGCGGCGUACAAAGAAAUGGAUCUCCACCAACUCCGGCAGUCCUCAGACUGCAGCUGCUCCUUCUGUGGCACAAUGAUGUUAAGGGAAACAUGAUGUAUAAUUAGCUGUUCUCUGUUGCCAGUCUCUUCUCAGAACAAAUGAGUGGCUUCCACGUGUGAGAGGGAAUGUAAGGAAAAUGAAUUUGAGAAAUGUGUUCUUACCUCACAGAGAGACAUUUUCAGGGAUUUUUAUACAAGGCAUCUGUAUCUCGUCAUGGCCUCUUAAAGUGCAUCCAAGGGCUGUUUUGUUUGGUUUGUUUGUAAAGAUGAACCUAAAAUGCGGUUGUUAUGGGGGGACAUUUUCUCCACUUCAUGAAGGAUGCAAAUGUCACCCUAUUUUGACCCUUAUGUGUAGUAUAUGUAAAGCUAAAUGUCCAAGACAUUCUGUACAAGUUUAUACAACAAAUAUAAUGUAUAUUUUUACUUGAA
Messenger RNA from Scatophagus argus, 2897 nucleotides. RefSeq names its product dual specificity protein phosphatase 7-like. Gene Ontology annotation, cellular component: cytoplasm; cytosol. Bases 395 to 1504 code for a protein of 369 amino acids. Gene Ontology annotation, biological process: protein dephosphorylation; negative regulation of MAPK cascade. Lineage: Eukaryota; Metazoa; Chordata; Actinopteri; Scatophagidae. The transcript is spliced from 3 exons. Gene Ontology annotation, molecular function: MAP kinase tyrosine/serine/threonine phosphatase activity; protein tyrosine/threonine phosphatase activity. The record is from RefSeq and is a predicted model, not a curated record.